Messenger RNA from Phascolarctos cinereus (koala), 1844 nucleotides. RefSeq names its product flavin adenine dinucleotide synthetase 1 (gene FLAD1). Gene Ontology annotation, molecular function: FMN adenylyltransferase activity. NCBI's taxonomy places the organism in Eukaryota, Metazoa, Chordata, Mammalia, Diprotodontia, Phascolarctidae. Gene Ontology annotation, biological process: FAD biosynthetic process. The record is from RefSeq and is a predicted model, not a curated record.
GGGCCCAGUUUGAAAAAGCGCGCUGUCGGGCCGGGAGAGGGAGAGGAUGGUCUCCGCGUGCAAGGCCCGAGGGGCGGGCGAUUAAGGACAAAGAUGGGGAAACGGAGACCCGAGGUCCAGACAAUUAAGUGAUUAAUCCAAGGUAACUCAGUGAGCUGAUACCUCAGUUGAGCCAAGCUCCUGAUUUUCUGUAGAGCUGGCGGGACUCUCAUGUUUCCGAGCGUUGUCCCGAGGCCUGGGUGGCUACUGGAGGGUACUGCAAGAUCAAAGAAGUUUGACCAUGGCCACCCCCAAGAAAAAUGUGACUGCUGGCAUCAUCAUCAUCGGAGAUGAAAUUCUCAAGGGCUACACUCAGGACACAAACACCUAUUUUCUGUGCCGGGCGCUUCGCUCCAUGGGUGUCCGGGUGUCCCGGAUCUCUGUGGUACCAGAUGAAGUGAUGGCCAUCGCAGAGGAAGUGGCUUCCUUCUCCAACCGCUUCACCCAUGUCAUCACCUCUGGUGGCAUUGGACCCACUCACGAUGAUAUCACCUUUGAGGCUGUAGCCCAGGCUUUUGGAGACAAACUCCAGCCCCACCCUCAGUUGGAAGAAGCUGUGAGAGCCCUGGGGGGCACUGGGCAAGAGAAGCUGGUUCAGGUGCCCUCCACUGCCUGUCUCCACUAUGGUACUGAUCCUGAGACUGGGGUCCCCUUCCGAUUCCCCUUGGUUUCUGUCCGGAAUGUCUACCUUUUCCCAGGCAUUCCAGAACUGCAGCAGCGGGUGCUUGGGGGGCUGUCAGAUCUGUUCCGGAAUGAAGGGAUGCAAUUCCACCUUCGUGAGUUAUAUCUGACAGUGGAGGAAUCGUCAGUUGCCUCCAUCCUCACAGAAGCACAGGCACACUUUGGACGCCGGCUUGGCAUUGGCUCCUAUCCAGACUGGAGUAACAACUACUAUCGGGUUAAGCUGACACUGGACUCAGACGAUGAGGCAGCAGUGGAGGAAGCGAAGGCCUACCUGGCUGCUCACCUGCCCCCUGGAGCCCUGGUGCCGUUUAUGCCCAGUGCAGUGGAGCAGGCUGGGGAGGCUGUGUACAAGUUAGCCCAGUCAGGGACUCCUCUGGGGAAGAAGGUAGCAGGGGCCCUGAAGACGGUGGAGGAGGCCCUGUCGAGGUACAGCCUGACCCAGCUCUGUGUGGGCUUCAACGGGGGAAAGGACUGCACUGCCCUCCUACACCUCUUCCACGCUGCUGUACAGAGGAAAUUCCCAGAGUCCAGGGUCCCGCUGAAGAUUCUCUACAUCCGUAGCAUCUCUCCCUUCCCAGAGCUGGAGCAGUUUCUGAAGGAGACAGCCAAGAGGUAUAAGCUGCAAGUCUUACAGGCUGAGGGUGACAUGAAGCAGGCAUUGAGUGAACUUAGGGCACAGAACCCCCAGCUGGAGGCUGUGUUGAUGGGAACAAGGAGAACGGAUCCUUCAUCCCGAAGCCUCAGUCCCCUCAGUCCCACUGACCCAGACUGGCCCCGGUAUAUGCGCAUCAACCCACUACUGGACUGGACGUAUAGAGACAUCUGGGAUUUCCUUCGUCAGCUGUUUGUUCCUUACUGCAUCCUGUAUGACUGGGGCUACACUUCCCUUGGCAGCCGAGAGAAUACAAAGAAGAAUGUGGCCUUGAAGUACCCAGGCCCUGGGGGAUUCCCUGCCUAUCGACCAGCCUACCAGUUGGAGAAUGAAGAUGAAGAACGAAAUUCACGAACCUGACUCUGUGAACUUGCUGUUAGACUGGGGGAUUUUGUUCCUGUCUGUUGCAUCUCCCAAUCCCAGCAGCCCCGCCGUCAGUGCUGACCAAUAAAUGGUGUCUUCUGCUGUG